GUCACACUUCUUCUCCUGUUAAGCUGAGACUUCCCCAGCAGCGAUCUAGCGUCGAAUCUCAGCACAGAAAACCACCCAAAUCCAAAACCCUAAAUUAAAAUUCUCUCAAUUCAAUCGUAAACCCUACAAUUCCAACUUUCCCAUCAUCACAAUUCACCCCAAACCCAUCUUUCACUGCGUCAAAUUCAAGCCACCUCUAGCUGAAGAUCGUACACAUGUCAUAAAAGCCUGCAACUUUGCCCGGGAAAUGGAUUCGGAUCGCAAUUCCAGUCGGUUCCUCAGGUUUCCGGCGCCGUGAAGCUAACUCCGGUCAAAAUUGGAGGCUAAAGACUCUUCCUUUAAUGGACAGAACUAGUUUUCUGGCGGUGUUCUUAUUGCUCUUCAUCGUUUCCGAUGUCACCAAUGCUUCGAUGCUCACCAAGCAUAGAUUUUUGAUCGGUGAUCCUCCGAAGGGCAAUUUGGACAAUCCCACAUUACCGGGUAAGGAUUCUCCGGUGGUGAGUCCACCUCCGCCUUCUAAACCUGAUCCUGAUCCUGAUCCUAAUCCUAAUCCUAAGCCAGUUGAUGAUGGGAAGAACAAAACGGGCUCUGCCCCACCCACCAAGACGCCGGAGCCGAAAGGUUCAAAUAACAGUACUAAACCGGCUCCGGUAGGUCCACCAACUGAUACCGGUGGUGGGAAGAAUAACCAAACACAGAAGCAGGAUCCAAAUCCUGUGCAGAAGCCGAAGGAGAAACCAACUCCAGAGCCUGAACAGAAGCCGAAGGAGAAUCCAACUCUGGAGUCUGAGCAGAAACCGAAGGAGAAUCCAACUCUGGAGUCUGAUCAGAAGCCGAAGGAGAAUCCAACUCCAGAGCCUGGCAAGACACCGGAAGAGGAUCCAAGUGCAAAGACUCCAGAAAUAGAGAAGACUAAGAAUAAAAGUGCCAAUGUGACUAAUACACCGAAUGUGAAAAAAGAAAGCUGCGAUGGGGCAAUCAAGAAGUGCAGCAGUACGGAUAUGGUUGCCUGCAUUAAGAGCUUCAAUAGGGAAUCAACAGAAGCAGUCAUUCUGGUCCAAAAUGUACGUGACAGCACAUUGAACGGAAGCCUUUCUGCAGAAGAUACCAGGGACCUGGUGAUACCCAAACACGAAUAUAAAAAGAUCAAGCUCAAUAUGGGUAAAAGCAACAAAAUAGUACUGAAAGCUGGAAAUGGAGAAUGCGUGCUGGACCCUUUUGUAUCUGAAGGAAACUUUUUCAUGCGUUUCCCUUCUUAUGAGAAGUUAGUGACACCAAUCAAUGGUGCAUACUUCUUGAUUGUUACAGUGCUAAUUUUUGGAGGGAUGUGGGUUUGCUGCCUGGUUAGGAGGAGGAAACAGCGCACUGGAGGUGGAGUUCCUUAUCAGGAACUUGAAAUGGCAUUGCCGGAAUCGGCUUCAGCAACUGAUGUGGUUACGGCAGAAGGUUGGGAUCAGGGUUGGGAUGACGAUUGGGAUGGAGAUAAUGCAGUGAAGUCACCUGGAGGGCAUCUGGUGGGAAGCAUAUCUGCUAAUGGUCUUACUGCAAGGUCUUUGAACAAAGAUGGGUGGGAAAAUAACUGGGAUGAUUAGUUAGUUGAGAACAGCUUAAGAUUAGAUUUUGCCCAAAGGAUUGAGGAAAGUGGGACAAGAAUGAAGUUCCCAGAAAACCAGAUACGAAAUUUAAACCCUUUUUAAUAGUCUGCCCUUGUUGAAACUAGUGAGCUUUGUGUAGUGAUGUCCCAGAAAAUAGGUCUGUAUAAGUGCCUGAUAUUUACUGUAAGCGCAAGAGGUAAUAUAUUUUUUGUCCAAAAGUACAAUUUUACUCCACUUGGUUCUGUUACCUUUGAACAGUGAGUAAUUCACUUGUGUUAAACAUGUACUGUUUCACAUGAGCAUGGAACUCAGCCAUUUAAAUGUUUCAA
Messenger RNA from Rosa chinensis, 1924 nucleotides. RefSeq names its product probable serine/threonine-protein kinase samkC. The record is from RefSeq and is a predicted model, not a curated record. The transcript has 4 exons. NCBI's taxonomy places the organism in Eukaryota, Viridiplantae, Streptophyta, Magnoliopsida, Rosales, Rosaceae. Bases 342 to 1592 code for a protein of 416 amino acids.